AGAGGACCCUGCCCUCAGCUGCAUCCUCGUCCAUGAAGGCCGGAAACGAUAGCCCUUUUGCGAGCAGCAGGCGUGUUGUGAUAACUCACUGAGCCCGGCGCAUCCGGCGAGGCAGGAAGGAGCCAGGCAGGAGGAAAUAUUAAAUAGAGCAAUAUAAACACCCGCUGGGGGGUUGCACCACCAGCACGCCCCACCCCGCCAGCCAAAGGGCCGGCCCCGCUGCCCGGGGCCACAGAGCGCCGGCGGCAUGGACAAGAGCAGCUACGCCAUGGCCAAGCUGGGCCUGGACGCCAAGAGCUCGCUGGCGCCCAAGAGGGACUGCAGCUUCUACAUGAAGUACUUCUUCCUCUUCGCCUCCCUCAUCCAGUUCCUCAUCAUCCUGGGCCUCGUGCUCUUCAUGAUCUACGGCAACGCGCACAGCGGCACCGCCACUCACGUGCAGCACCUGGAGCACCGGGUCCAAGAGCAGUUCGCCCGGGCCACCGAGCUGAGCGCCACGAACCGCAACCUCACACUGCAGCUCAACGCCACCGCCAAGCAGCGCCAGGCCUGCCUGGGCAGCUUGGCGGGCUUGCGGGCCGAGCUCACCAAGUGCAAUGCCAGCCUGCUGCCCUGCGCCACCACCAAGCUCCAGCUCCAGGCCACCAUAGGCACCGUUGAUUACUUCCAGGGGCUGGCCGCCCGUUAUCACCAGGCCCUGGAGAUUGCCAACGUCACCUGCUACGCCGAGAAGCUGACCCUGCGGGACCUCCUGGCGCAGCAGGCACUGCAGCUGCACUCACAGCGCGAGAACUGCUCCCGGGACACGGUGCAGCUGCAAGACAAGGCCCGAGCGGCCCAGGAGACGAACAGCAUCUGCCAGAAGGAGAAGCAGAGCCUGCGGCUGGAGCACAGCGAGAUGCGAGGGCAGCUGGGGCAGGUGCACGGCAGGUGCGGCAGGCUGGAGCAGGAGGUGCGGGACGCCGUGAGCGGCGUGCAGCAGGUGCUGAAGGAAGCCACCGGCUAUGGGAUGCGCCCCACCCAGGCCUGCGACCAGGUGAGCAUGCAGCUCCAACAAGUGCUGGGCACGGUGGAGCGGGAUCUGCGGGCGAUACGCAGUGAGAACCGGCAGCUGGGCAGCGACAAGGACCGCUGCGGCGAGAGCCUCAACCAGUGCACGAGGCUGCAGGACACCGAGCGGGAAAAGGCCAGACAGGAGCUGCAGCAGAUCCAGGCCCAGUGCAAGAACGAGGAGCAGCGGAGGCUGGAGGAGCGGAAGCAGCUGCUGCAGGAGAAGGAGAGCCUCAACCAGCAGCUGCAGGAGAGCCGCAAGCAGCUGGCCCAGAGCAAGGACCUGCGGACCCAGCUGGACAACUGCCUGCGGUUCAAGCCCGCGACCCCGCCGCAGAGGAACCCCAACCCCUUUGGGAACGUCGGCUCGCUGGGCAACCCCGGGGUCUUUGGGAACCCAGCAACGUCCUUCCGCAGCGUGGGGGCGGUGCCGACCUUUGGGAACAUGCCCAACCUUGCCUUGCUGGAUGAAAUAAGGCGGAAGAUGAUGGAGGAGGCCAAGCUGUCAAACCAGUUACCCAAGAACCCCCCAGCCGCGGGGCAGCCCAGCGGCUAAGCGCGGCCAGGCAGGGCCAGGAGCUGGCAGGGCCGGAGGACACAGCGGAGCCAAGACGCGGCGGCCACCACCGGGGAGACGCGGCCGGCGCGUGGCCUGGGACCUCACGUGCACGGGGACGCCCGGCACAUCCACCCGCUCCCACGGCCCUGGGAGCACACGGCCAGGCACCACCUGCCCCAGCCCCCUGCUCCACCUUGCUCCCCACAGGGGCUGGGCGUGCCGCCCAGGCACAGCCCCCACGCUGCCCCCUCC
Messenger RNA from Gavialis gangeticus (Gharial), 1861 nucleotides. RefSeq names its product plasmalemma vesicle associated protein (gene PLVAP). Lineage: Eukaryota; Metazoa; Chordata; Crocodylia; Gavialidae. Gene Ontology annotation, biological process: positive regulation of cellular extravasation; regulation of vascular permeability. The coding region runs from base 248 to 1606 and encodes 452 amino acids. Gene Ontology annotation, cellular component: caveola. The record is from RefSeq and is a predicted model, not a curated record. The transcript is spliced from 6 exons.